AUGAUUGACCAUAUCUUGUUGCCUGAGACGACCCUGAGUGAUGUUUUAUGUGCCCGUAUCUUAGACGAUGCCCCUUUCAAUGUGUCUGACCACAACCCGGUCAUCUGCACCUUGUCCCUGCCAUCACCUCUACCAACACUCACGCGAGAGGGACGAGGGAUUGUCUCAUGGGAAAAAGCUAGAAGUCAGGACAUGUUGAAGGAUUAUACCUUUGCUGUUUCCCAUCUGCUGUGGAGUAUUAAACCUCCCACAGAGGAUUGUGAAUUGACUGAUAUUGAUGAAUAUUAUUCAGCAAUAACAUGUACUAUUUUGCAUGCCAGCAGGGAGACACUACCAAUGAAAUCAUUCAGGUCAUUCCUGAAACCAUACUGGAACAAAGUUGUGAAUGAUUAUCAUAAUCACAUGACUGCUAAGCGUCGUGUUUGGCUUGCUGAUGGCAAACCUCGUGGGCCUGCACACACGUCCUACAGAGAAUACAAGGCAGCAAAAUCUGACUUCAGGAAGCACAUGAGGCAAGCAAGUGAUAACCAUAUCUCACAGACUUUUCAAGAACUCGAACAAUCCCAUGACCUUGAUAUCCGGACCUUCUGGAAUUGUGUGCGGUCAAUAAGAGGGGGACACAAGUCAACACUUUCCCCGAUAUUGUAUCAAGGAGCUGUGCACAGUGAUCCAGAGGCUAUAUUUGAUGCUUGGGCUAACCAUUUUCAGGAUGUAUAUGCUGCCAAAGACCGAGACAAUUUCAACUCUUCCUUCUGUGAGCAGAUAGAAUCCCUAGUUGAGGAGAUCCGUGUUAAAUGCAAGGAAGAACGUGAUCCACAGCCAAUGAAAUUCACAGAGUUGGAAGUCGCUGAGUGCUGUGCCAAGCUGAAGAACAAUAAAGCUGGUGGUGCUGACAAGAUCGUGUACGAGCACCUAAAGUAUGGUGGCAGAACCUUGAUGUUUCACUUGGCAACCCUCUACAACAUCAUUCUUGAAUCCGGACAUAUCCCGACAGCUUGGCGCGAGAGCAUCCUGGUGCCUCUGUACAAAGGUGGGAAUAAAUCAAAGAAAGACCCGAACUCUUACCGUGGCAUAUCACUCUCCCCUGUGUUGUCAAAAGUGUUUGAGAUGGUGCUCCUGUCUCGACUGGACGGACUAAAUCAAUCUGAUACCUUCCCCCCACCCACAACAAAUGGCAUACCAAUCUCAGUUAUCUGCCCUUCACACAUCCUUCAACUUGCAAGAGACGAUACGCCAUUACCACGAGCGGAAGGAGGAUACCCAUGUUGUGUUCCUGGAUACAUCAAAGGCCUUUGA
Molecule: messenger RNA, 1296 nt
Organism: Haliotis rubra (blacklip abalone)
Lineage: Eukaryota; Metazoa; Mollusca; Gastropoda; Lepetellida; Haliotidae
Exons: 1
Coding region: 1-1296 (431 amino acids)
Source: RefSeq, a predicted model, not a curated record